CGUAUCGAUGCCGGCCGUGAUAUGCACAGCCCACGAAACGAGUCAAGGGCAGGGGCUGGACAGCAGGACGUAAUCCCACUCAAUGACAGCAAAUUUCCGAGUAGAGCGGAAGUGGCGCCUAGGGGAUGGAGCGAAGGCUUGCGAGAGUUCGACCGUCGUUUUCUUGACUACCGACUUGCGCUUCUGUUACAAGGAGCGUCGCUGCGGCUACGAAUGAGAUAGGGGGAAUCAUUGGCCGUCUGGCGCAGAGAAGAGUGGCAGAGGCGUUACGGACAACUUACGUUUGCUGCCGCGCCAUACAGCUGCCGACGGAGGGCUGCGAGCGCAGGUGGGUGCCGAAAUGCGAAUAUGCCGUCCACAGCAUCCGACAGCGCCAUGUAACACGGCGACCCGCGCGGCCGUGAGGCAUCCCAUCUUCUCGUCAACACCGGUUUCUUGGGCGCAAUACUUACACGGAUAGUGUCCACCCGUCAAAGAACGUUUGGCAUCCGGCAGUUCCCAUAAACCUAAAGGCGCGGGAGCCAGGAACGUGAUCCGGGACGGCGACGGCAAGCUGAGACGUUGCGGCAUUGGCCGACGUAGCGUGAUGCCGGAGGGCCGGGUUCCCACGGAGCGUGGUGCACAUGCUGACGAAAGUGAAUGGUCGUUGGUCGAUAGCAAUGAACACAUGAAACAUACGUGUACUUACCUCACCGCCGCGCUCGAUGAUGCGGACCCGUCGGAAAAUAUUGGAACACUCCAAACAAACAAAGCUUCUGAGACAAUCGAGGAUGCUCGUGCACGAGAGUCCCGGGCUUUGAGAAACGUGCUUAUUUGCGUAGUGCACAUGUUGAUGCGGGCAUCGUCCUAUAGAUACUAUUUGGACUCACCAAAGGUCGUCUAUCGACUGUGAGAAUCAGCCCUGCAGAGGCACGAGGCGUACUAUCGGUGGAGCCAUCGCCGUUCCUGAGCAUUCUACGCAACGCCUGAUGGCUCUCACCGCGGAGUGUGACCAGAGAAGACUAUAUGUAGGCAUAAGUCGAAAGUUCUACACUCAGAUAGAGAACAAAACGAAUGAAGGCCUAAGGGUGGGAUGCAAGCCUGCAGCGCAGCGAGA
This is a messenger RNA of Phanerochaete carnosa HHB-10118-sp, 1096 nucleotides long. RefSeq lists its product as uncharacterized. The transcript has a single exon. NCBI's taxonomy places the organism in Eukaryota, Fungi, Basidiomycota, Agaricomycetes, Polyporales, Phanerochaetaceae. The record is from RefSeq and is a predicted model, not a curated record. Bases 587 to 892 code for a protein of 101 amino acids.